AUGCAUGUGACAGAGUUCAACAGACAGAAUAUUGCCCUCAAAGGCGAGCUGGAAAAGCUUAUGUAUAUUCAGAUGAUGGUUAGGAGGCGGUUCCUCAGCACCUAUAAGCGAAAGAAGUUGAGUAUAUUCGAAAACUUUGAUCGUCAUGCCAUCCAGACAGCAAAUCAAAUAGUUCACUCUGGUGAUACCCGUUUGGAUGCGAUGUUGUUUCGGGAUUUCGGUGGUGAACGAACUGAUACAGAUGUCUUCAAAAAGGUGUAUGGGCUGACUCCAGCACAAGUUUUGAGAUUUGAGUAUCAACCGACCAUCGAAACCAUAAACCGACAUGCAAGCCAAAUAGCCUCCAAGUACACCAAUCAUUAUAAUUCACAAAUCGAAGCCAGCUUUUAUAAGUUUAUUAAAUCUUUCGCGGAUUCGGGUUUUGACGAGACGUAUUUGGAAAAGGAUACGGCUACCCACGCUGCGUACAAGGAAUUUUGGCAUGAUUGCCAGCAGACUGGUUUAUGGAGAUGGAGAUGGAAGACCUGA
Messenger RNA from Aspergillus glaucus CBS 516.65, 528 nucleotides. RefSeq lists its product as uncharacterized. The coding region runs from base 1 to 528 and encodes 175 amino acids. The record is from RefSeq and is a predicted model, not a curated record. The transcript has 2 exons. Lineage: Eukaryota; Fungi; Ascomycota; Eurotiomycetes; Eurotiales; Aspergillaceae.